Messenger RNA from Ooceraea biroi (clonal raider ant), 390 nucleotides. RefSeq names its product regulator of MON1-CCZ1 complex. Lineage: Eukaryota; Metazoa; Arthropoda; Insecta; Hymenoptera; Formicidae. The record is from RefSeq and is a predicted model, not a curated record.
UCAGGCACUGAAGUGCUUGAGUUUAGGCAUAAUUGGUUUGUAUUUUGUCCCAAGAGUUUUCUAGUAUUACUGUCAUCUGGCACGAUUGGUAAUCAGAUACAAGCGCUGCACAUUACGCCCAGCAAUCUUCACAAGUUAACCAAGUUUGAAAUCGAACACAGUGGUACCGAAGCCAGGAAAGUUAGCUGUUUCCGAGAGAGACGUGGCAUUGGCUGUGUUGUACGGAACGCCUUGUAUAAUUUUGUUGCGGCAUCAACCAGGAGUCAAUCGCUCAUGGGAACUGCAUUUGUAUAUGUCUAUACUAUACACAAGUGGGUUUGCUCGAUAUUCUAGAUACAGUGGCCAACAUUGCUCUUUCUUUCUUUGCAUAAUGUCGUAUCCAUGUUCUCU